CAAUGCAAUGGAUGGUGCUGCUGUUAGUUGUCCUCAGCGUAGUUGCAGCUAGAGAUAAGCGGGACAUUGAACACACACCUCUUCACAAGAGGAAUGCUCAGAAUGCUCUGUUAGAUGUCAGAGAUACACAUGUUUCUUUCUCUCAUUCGGAAUUUGCUUAUGAUGACUCUGUAAAAGUGUAUGCAAACACUUCAAAGAUCACGAAUGAGGAGGCAGUCGAGAUAACAUGGGAGAACCCUGCAGCUAGUCUGUUCGACAUGAUAGCUAUUUACACUCCACCUUCAAGAGGUGUCAAGGAUUAUUUAGACUUCAGAUACGUGUCAGACACCAAAGGAUGGCAGAAACACCAGGGAGUGUUUCACGAGAUCUUGUUCAACAUGCGAGCUGAUUAUGAGAUUCGUUACCUUGCUAUAGAUAAACACCAAAAAGCGACUGUAAAAGCAAGUUUUAAGAUCUCAGUCCCCGACAACGAACCAAUGCAUGGUCACAUAGCAGUCACAUCCAGACCUGGUGAAAUAAGGGUCAUGUGGGGCAGCGCUAAAUCUGAUAAACCCAGAGUCAAGUUCUCCCAGUCACCUGACUUACAGAACCCAAUGACAGCACUGGCAACCACCACCACCUACACUGCUGAUGAUCUGUGUGGGGCACGUGCUAAUGUUACAGAUCCUGUCAUGUAUCAAGAUCCUGGCUUCUUCCACACUGCUCUUCUAACCGACCUAAAGCCAGGCGUCACAUACUAUUACACAUACGGAACUAACAAAGCUACAAGCAAGACUGCCUCCUUCGUUGGAGCACCCUAUCCAGACGCCAAGGUAGCAGUGACAAAGUUUAUAGGAUACGGAGAUAUGGGAGUCUACUACCCGCCCUACAAUGGUGACAGCAUGGGGGCAGCGGGUGUCACACGCAACCUCGAACAGGAAGCUGCUAAAGGUCUGGACUUCAUCCUCCAUUUCGGUGAUCUCAGCUACGCGCGCGGGAGAGGCUACAUCUGGGAUCAGUUCAUGACACAGAUGACUAGUGUGUCGGAACAGGUUCCGUACAUGGUGGGGGUCGGGAAUCAUGAGUACGAUCACGUGAGCGGAGGAGAGAAGGAUCCUAGUGGGGCGCCUGAUAAUGGGUUCCGUCCUCAGUGGGGGAAUUAUGGGAAUGACGGAGGUGGCGAGUGUGGUGUACCCACCUCGCACAGAUACAUAGCGCCUGAUAACGGUAACGGAGUGUUCUGGUACAGUUUCAACUACGGACUAGUUCACGUGGUGAUGUUCAGUAGUGAGCACGACUUCAGACCUGACAGUAGACAGUACCUGUGGCUGGAAAAGGACCUGAAGUCAGUUGACAGAAAUAAGCACCCUUGGGUUGUAGUCACUUCUCAUCGACCUCUUUAUACUAGCCAGGACCAAAAUGGGGACCAUGUUGUUGGGCUUCACAUGAUAAUGGCACUUGAAGAGCUUUUUUACACUUACAAAGUCAACAUUCACCUCUCUGGUCAUUAUCACAGCUACGAGAGCACGUGCGCAGUGGUGAGUGGCGAUUGUGUUAAGCCCGGAACUGGAACUGUUUAUAUAGUUGUGGGCACUUCUGGUCAUUCUCUUGAACAGCAAGCUUACAGGCCGUAUUCUUGGUCAAAGUAUCAUAACUGUGAAAAGUUCGGAUACCAACGCAUGACAGCUAAUACAACUCACAUGCAUGUAGAAUUCGUUACGGCACCGAACCAAGAAGUGCUGGACAACAUAACAAUCCCAGUCUGGGACGAGAGUGCUACAAAACGGGAAUUCAAGAGACGAUGAUAACGGACUUAGGACAUCAGCAGUUUCGCCUUAAAUCACCUUCAUGUUUUGUUACGUUCUGCUAAUUUCGUUGGCUGAUAUUUAUUUUUAUAGAUUUUGUUUCUUGUAAAUAUUUACCCAUUUUGUUAUUCCUGGCCCUUCAGUCCGUACUUUUUCAGAAUUGAAAACUAAUUUUAUUUAACUACCGUGACCGUGUUAUGUUUAGGAUAAAGAAAAUUCUUCUUUAAGAUGUAAUCGUUAAAUUGAUACUGUUCGAAAAUUCUGUCAGCAAUACAGCGUAUAUGUGAGAUUUAUCGAUCAAUCUUUUUUAAAAUUCAAUACUGAUUGCUAGCAGAAUUUUCUUUUUAUGACAAAUCACAGAAAUGAUAAAACAAAAAUAACAAAUGUCAAGCUUUUUUGCGAACACUGAACAUGGCGUGUAUAAUGUAUUGAUAUGAAAAAUACUGUUUUAUAUGAUUCUAAUUAUUUGUAAGAAAUGUGGUUAUAACAA
Bolinopsis microptera is the source of this 2274-nucleotide messenger RNA. RefSeq lists its product as uncharacterized. The record is from RefSeq and is a predicted model, not a curated record. Gene Ontology annotation, molecular function: acid phosphatase activity; metal ion binding. Lineage: Eukaryota; Metazoa; Ctenophora; Tentaculata; Lobata; Bolinopsidae. The coding region runs from base 3 to 1784 and encodes 593 amino acids. The transcript is spliced from 13 exons.